CGACUUUUAGGAAAAAAACCGAUAUUUUUCAAAGACGAAAGUAAGCGGAAAUGGUAACGGAGACGGAGCUAGUGGACCGACUGAGGGAGUUUCUUAGCACGUCGGACCUAAACACGACGACGACCGCAAUUGUUCGCCGGAAACUCGAAGAAGAUUUCGGAAUCGAUUUGUCGGAUAGAAAAGCCUUUAUUAGAGAACAAGUUGAUAUUUACCUUCAAACUCAGUUUCAAGAACAAGCUGAGGAAUAUAAAGAGGAGAAUGGAGAUGCCCAGGCCCAGGUUCCCGCCGUGAUCGACGCUGAAGAAGAAGAAGAAGAAGAAGAAGACGAGGAGGAGGAAUCAGAGGAACCCAGUAAUGGAAAGCCAACUUCUAAGAAAGGGUUAAAAAAGAAGAAUAAAGAGGUUAAGAGAAGAGGUGGUGGAUUUACCAAGCUCUGUAGCCUUUCUCCUCAACUUCAAAAGUUCACUGGCGUACCUGAAUUAGCUAGAACUGAGGUUGUGAAGCAACUUUGGAGCUAUAUUCGGGAAAAUAAUUUACAAGACCCAAGCAAUAGGCGGAACAUAUUAUGUGAUGGUACCCUGAGGGACCUUUUUGGUGUGGAUAGUAUAAACAUGUUCCAAAUGAACAAGGCCUUAGCACAGCAUAUCUGGCCUUUAGAAACCAAUGCUUCAGUCUCAUCUACGCCAAAAGAGAAGCAGCGGAAACAAGAGAGAGCGGAAGAAAUGGAUGAGCCAAAGAGAAAGGAAAAGAGGCACAAGGGUGGGACUUCAGGUUUUCUUGCUCCCCUUCCCCUUUCUGAUGCUCUCGUCAAGUUUCUUGGGACGGGAGAAAGUGCCUUACCACGAUCUGAUGUUGUGAAAAGAAUCUGGGAUUACAUUAAGCAAAAUAACCUGCAGGAUCCAUCUGAUAGGAGGAGGAUACUAUGCGAUGAAAAGCUCAAAGAACUCUUUGAUGUGGACAAUUUUCAAGGAUUCACGGUUCCUAAACUUCUGACUGGUCAUUUCAUAAAGCCGGAACAGUGAGUUGCCUUUCCGUUAUUUCUUGGAAGCCCAACACCGCUGGGAGUUCAAGUGAUUUACUAACAGGGAGUAGAUGCAAGUGAAUGCGAACUUUUCUUUUCCCCCCCAUCUUCCUUGACUAAUGUAGCGUUUUGUCGGCACUCAGCUCAAGAAUGAGCGCCGAUUAGGAGAAAAAGCGACCUGUUGUUCAAUGUUAUUGCAAAUCGUAAGAGUCACCCAACUCCCACAUAGUCCUGUUUUUCACCUUCCUCUUUAUGUUCCCCUUAACUCCUCCUCCCUGAGUUAGCCUGCUGUUUCUGCUGGAGAAUUCAUUUUUGUUAGUGGAAUCUGAUUUUCCGAGUUGAUAUACUGAAAACGUGGAAUGCACUGUAAAUUGAAAAA
This is a messenger RNA of Coffea arabica (coffee), 1400 nucleotides long. The record is from RefSeq and is a predicted model, not a curated record. NCBI's taxonomy places the organism in Eukaryota, Viridiplantae, Streptophyta, Magnoliopsida, Gentianales, Rubiaceae.